Messenger RNA from Phlebotomus papatasi, 2367 nucleotides. RefSeq names its product muscle LIM protein Mlp84B-like. Lineage: Eukaryota; Metazoa; Arthropoda; Insecta; Diptera; Psychodidae. Gene Ontology annotation, biological process: sarcomere organization; muscle tissue development. The record is from RefSeq and is a predicted model, not a curated record. Gene Ontology annotation, cellular component: cytoplasm; Z disc; nucleus. The transcript is spliced from 9 exons. Gene Ontology annotation, molecular function: structural constituent of muscle; actinin binding. Bases 265 to 1782 code for a protein of 505 amino acids.
GUGGUGGAAAAGAACAGCAACAGCGGGUUUUUCCUGAAUCAUCGCGACAAGAAAAUCUUAGGCGUGCCGUGUGCACCCCGUUUCAUAGACUACCCAGCGCACAGCCACCCUCCGACUCAUUCGAAUACAGUGAUAGUCAGCGUCGACUACACAAUCUCUUCAUUUGACCUAUUCCAAAUUCACUGGAAACCGUGUGUUAUCAUUUUGUUUAAGUUCUUACCUUUUAUCGAUAUCGACCAGAUCCUCUACAAGUAAUAAAUCAAGAUGCCUUUCAAGCCAGUUGAGAACCCAAAGUGCCCAAAGUGCGGAAAGUCAGUGUACGCCGCUGAGGAGCGUGUUGCCGGUGGAUACAAAUUCCACAAGACUUGCUUCAAAUGUGGAAUGUGCAACAAGGCUCUUGACUCAACAAACUGCACAGAACACGAAAAGGAGCUCUUUUGUAAGAAUUGCCACGCCCGAAAAUAUGGACCCAAGGGAUAUGGUUUCGGUGGUGGUGCUGGAUGUCUCUCAAUGGACACUGGAUCCCAUUUACAAACUGAUGGUGCCCCUCUAGAGAUACGCAACGGUGCUUGCCUGGAACCAAGGGUCAUUGCAAGGGCUCCAGAAGGACAUGGAUGUCCAAGAUGUGGCGGUUAUGUUUAUGCUGCUGAGCAAAUGUUGGCGCGCGGAAAGGCCUGGCACAGAGAGUGCUUCAAGUGUGGCAAUUGCGCAAAGCGUCUUGAUUCGGUUAAUUGCUGCGAGGGUCCGGACAAAGACAUCUACUGUAAAGUAUGCUAUGCCAAGAAGUUCGGUCCGAAGGGCUAUGGUUACGGGCAAGGUGGUGGAGCCCUUCAGAGUGACUCUUUGGCUAAUGGGGAACUUGCUCCCAGAACGACUGUGGUUGAUACUGCCGUGAUCAAGGCAUCUCCUGGUCAGGGAUGUCCUCGCUGUGGAGGAGUCGUUUUCGCUGCUGAACAAGUGCUGUCCAAGGGACGCGAGUGGCAUCGCAAGUGCUACAAGUGUCGCGACUGUACUAAGACCCUUGACUCCAUAAUUGCUUGUGAUGGUCCCGAUCGUGAUGUCUACUGCAAGACUUGCUACGGAAAGAAGUGGGGACCCCAUGGCUAUGGAUUUGCCAGUGGUGCUGGUUUCUUGCAAACUGAUGGACUUACUGAGAUGGAAAUCUCUCAGAACAGACCUUUUUACAAUCCCGAUACCACUUCCAUUAAGGCCCCUGCUGGACAGGGAUGCCCCCGAUGUGGUGGAAUGGUGUUUGCAGCUGAACAACAACUGGCUAAGGGUACCAUGUGGCACAAGAAGUGCUUCAACUGUGCCGAAUGCCAUCGUCCACUUGAUUCAAUGCUAGCUUGUGACGGACCCGACCGUGAGAUUCACUGCAAGGCUUGCUACGGAAAGUUAUUCGGGCCUAAGGGUUUCGGUUAUGGCCACUCUCCCACUCUUGUGUCCACCAAUGGCGAAUCCACAAUUGCUUACUACUUGGAUGGCAACUUGACUAAUGCAAACUGUCCUGAAGCAAGACCAGUGACUGGUGCCAAGGCUGGCAGGGAGGGAGGAUGCAGAAGAUGUGGAUUUGCUGUGUAUGCUGCUGAACAGAUGAUCAGCAAGAAUAGAAUAUGGCACAGAAGAUGCUUCUCAUGCUGCGAUUGCCGCAAAUCACUCGACUCAACAAAUCUCAAUGAUGGUCCUGAUGGUGAAAUCUACUGCAGAGGUUGCUACAGCCGUAAUUUCGGCAUUAAGGGUGUAGGAUUCGGUCUGGGUGCUGGAACCCUAACAAUGGCUUAAGACGAGGUGUUGAUUGCCAAACACCAAAAAAAAAUCACCUCAUGCUUCUUUAGAAUUAAUCAUCGAUUUAUACAUUUUGACCCUGUUCCCCUUCGCGAUGCCUCAUCUUGUAACACAGACACACGGAAAACUGCUAAAGACUCUAGGUGUUGGACAUUGUUGCCGGUCUGGGAGAGACGUACUAACUCAUUUUUAUCAUUCUUUCCUGGAUUUUUCUUUUCGUCAUCAUUUUUAGAUUACGCACAAAACGAACAAAAUCAUUUUAAUCAGCUGACUUCACUAAAAACAAAUAUAUAUUUCAAAAGAACUUAAAAAAAAAGAAUUUAGAGGGAAUAAUACGAGCGAAAAAAAUUAGGCUAACGCAUUUUUAAUAAAAAAAAAUUAUACGUUUUUAAACCCAAAACAAAACCAUAUUUUACCUUAUUUGUUUUGAAUGUGAAUGAAAUAAUUGGAUUCUUUUUUUUCUAUUAUUCACCUAAUUAUACCCUAUUUCUAUUAUAUAAUAAUACAAAAUCUUGUAUCCACCAAUUUAUUAUACAAAUCUAGAAAAUAAAGAAUAAAGCAAUGAUUACAUAUUAAAAUAAA